AUGUCGAAAGUUGUUCCACUCGCCUCCAAUAGCCCGGAGUACAAGGGUAUUUCAGCGCUGAAUAUCUUCUAUGAAGCUGGUCUUGAUAGUGAUAGUCGACCUAUCUUAGUUAUGUGUGCUGAUAACCUUCCCGAUCCCGAUAUUUAUGAAUACGAUCUUAUAUUAUCGGAUGAAUUUGUAGAAAACGACUAUGUUAUGGUUUUCUUUUCAUCACCUGCGCGAUAUCGACCCGGGUGGAGAUGGUUGUUGAGAGCUUACCGUUCUCUAGAUCGCAAAUAUAAAAAGAAUUUGAAAGCGCUUUAUGUUGUUCAUCUAUCAAAAGGUUAUAGAUUGGUAUUCGAUCUCGCAAAUAAAAUUGUCAGCCCAAAAUUCGCCCGCAAAUUGCAUUAUAUACAGAGUCUUGAAGAGUUGAAAGCGAACAUAUCUUUGGCACCACAAUUUAUACCGCAAAGGGUAGUCGACUAUGAUCAGCAAUUGCCUAUAACCACUAACGUGACGACAAUACAGAAAUCAAAACGCCCUUUACCCUCAUUAGCUUUCGGACGAAAAUUAGAGGAGCUGGCCGAUUUAGAAGGAAAUACCUCAACACAGUAUAUUCCUACUUUUGUGAUACAGAUAGUAGACCAUUUACGCGAAAAAGGAUUGGACAAAGAGGGCAUCUUCAGAAAAUCACCGUCUAGCGAUGAACUACGUUUUGUGAAAAACAACUUCAAUAAUGGCGUGAAAGUGGACCUUGACGAGUAUGAUAUUGAUGUGUCCGCUGCAUUAUUAAAAGUGUUUAUCAGAGAACUUCCAUCACCUUUAAUCAAUUUAGAGUUUAGCAAAAGUAUUGGCUCUUUACCAGACGCAAAUGAUUGUUCUGACGAGUUAAUCAAGGAUGUCAAGAGAAAAUUAAACGAGCAUUAUCAACGCAUUCCAAAUUACUACACCUUGCUGAGCUACAUUUGUAGAUUUUUAAAGGAAGUUUCAGAACAUGCUCACAAGAACAAAAUGGAUACGCACAAUUUAGCUGUGGUAUUCACGCCGAAUAUGAUCAGGGCGGAAGAGGUUAGUCCAACUGAUACUUAUAUGGCAGUGCCAGACAACAAUCAAGCAGCUUUAACAGAUGCUGCCGCCUAUUUGAAGAUGAUGAACAGAGGAAUGUCUCUAGUACAAGUGUUGAUCACCAAAUAUGAACAAAUAUUCGAGCAGUAA
This is a messenger RNA of Mycotypha africana, 1194 nucleotides long. RefSeq names its product Rho GTPase activation protein. Bases 1 to 1194 code for a protein of 397 amino acids. Gene Ontology annotation, biological process: small GTPase-mediated signal transduction. NCBI's taxonomy places the organism in Eukaryota, Fungi, Mucoromycota, Mucoromycetes, Mucorales, Mycotyphaceae. Gene Ontology annotation, cellular component: cytoplasm. The transcript has 7 exons. The record is from RefSeq and is a predicted model, not a curated record. Gene Ontology annotation, molecular function: GTPase activator activity.